AUGUUCUUUACUCCCCAUUUCCCCCAUGUACCCCUCGCUCAGCUCACAGGAGCAAGAGGGCGCAUGUCGCCAUCACGCCCCCACACCCCCAACCUCUCCUCCCCUCCCCCUUCACCACCACCACCUCUCCCCUCACGUCCCAUGCUGAGAACUAGGAUCGUGGACGCGUCAGGCACCAUCUCCCUGUCCCCCUCAGCAUGCUCUCCCCUUCCGACCCUGCCUUCUAUCCCCCUCACUCUAGUGGGCCCCAUGCUGCGCUUAGCCAUGCUGAGAACUAGGAUCGUGGACGCGUCAGGCACCAUCUCCCUGUCCCCCUCAGCAUGCUCUCCCCUUCCGACCCUGCCUUCUAUCCCCCUCACUCCAGUGGGCCCCAUGAUACGUGAAGCCAUGCUGAGAACCAGGUUCGUGGACGCAUCAGGAACCAUCUCGCUGUUCCCCUCAGCAUGCUCUCCCCUUCCGACCUUGCCUUCUAUCCCCCUCACUCCAGUGGGCCCCAUGAUGCGUGAAGCCAUGCUGAGAACCAGGUUCGUAGACGCAUCAGGAACCAUCUCGCUGUCCCCCUCAGCAUGCUCUCCCCUUCCGACCCUGCCUUCUAUCCCCCUCACUCCAGUGGGCCCCAUGAUGCGUGAAGCCAUGCUGAGAACCAGGUUCGUGGAUGCAUCAGGAACCAUCUCGUUGUCCCCCUCAGCAUGCUCUUCCCUUCCGACCCUGCCUUCUAUCCCCCUCACUCCAGUGGGCUCCAUGAUGCGUGAAGCCAUGCUGAGAACCAGGAACCAUCUCGCUGCCCCCCUCAGCAUGCUCUUCCCUUCCGACCCUGCCUUCUAUCCCCCUCACUCCAGUGGGCCCCAUGAUGCGUGA
Messenger RNA from Closterium sp. Naga37s-1, 858 nucleotides. The record is from the annotation of a GenBank genome assembly. Lineage: Eukaryota; Viridiplantae; Streptophyta; Zygnematophyceae; Desmidiales; Closteriaceae.